CGGGAGGGGGGAGGAAGGCUCAUUAUCCCUGUGAGGGUGGAGCAAAGGGGGAGGUGAAGAAAGGGGAUAAAGCGUUUGAAACUCAUUUUGACAUGCUGCUCUGAGGACUCAGUCAUGGAUGGCGUGCUGGAUGGAGCAGUGCUACUAUGCGUAUGUAAACUGGCCUGCAGCCUUCUCUUCCUGCCCUCGCUGGCUGCAUCCUACAGUCCUGUCAGCUUCUGCUGCUGCUGCCUCUUGAUCUUCACCGACUUCCUGGUCACAGUGUUUCUGAGUUUAGUCAGCAUUUUUGAGUCCUGGCUGGCUGAACUGAGACCAUCAGGUGACGUCAUCGCCCUGCGCUUCCUGCUCUUUCUCAGCCAGACGUAUGGGGCCGUGUUGCUUCUGACCACAUUUCUGAUUGCUGUAGAGACUUUGAUCAGACUCCUCUGGCCUCAUGUUGAUGUCGGUCACCGGGCAGCGGGUCAGACGGCGAGCCCUGAUGAACAGCAUUGUUACGAGGCGGACGUGAACGCCCGAGACCAGGAGGAAGACGGCAGAAUCACAGAGAAAGAUGGUAGCUCAGCCUAUGUUGUCGGCUUUCUCUGCUGCCUGUCAGUGUGGGUCAUCGUCGCACUCAACGUCAGCUGGCAGUGGAAGCUGGAGGAAAGGUGGGCUGCCGCCUGUUUGCACACAACCGACUCCCUUGUCAGAUGUCUGCCCAGCCUGCUGAGCCCCGGCCCUGGCACCAUGAACCCCUGCUGGGGCAUGGCCUUCCUCUUCUUCCUCCUGCUUAUACUCACCAUCAGCACAAGCCUGCAAAGACAGCACCAGCGCCCCGCGCAGACAGAGAGGACACAGGGCGACUGCAGCUUGGAAGACCUUGUUCCAGCACUGUCAGCCCCCUUUAAGCCCGUGCAUCCUGGGAUGGAAGUGUCAGAGCCAGAGAAAGCAAAGAGCAGCCACGCUGGAAACAUAGCAUUAUCCUGGAAUGGGGUGCAGAUGUUGGCCUCUUACCGUAGAGAUUUAGUCCUCUUCUCAACUGAUUGUUUCCCUGACAAGAGGCGAGGAAAACAGCACGAGGGGACAAAGAGAGGUAUACUUCUGACAUUUGUCACAGAAGAGCACGUGCACUCGCCACACAGCUGCCAGUGUGGGUGGCAGCAGUGCGGUUUUCCGAGCCUGCAGGUGAAUGUAAUGAUAGUGGGCGUGCUUUCUAUUUUUGUGCUGCCUUUCAACCUCAGUGUGAAUGUUCUUCUGAUCAGGACUAUAGACGCUGUGCUGGAGUGGUGUCUGAGAUCUCUGCUUUCAUGCGCAGCGAACAGCAGAGACGCGUCGGCCUCUCUCACUGUGACUGAAGUUUAAAAAAAACAAGACACUGACGGUGUCAGUUUGCAACAGACCGUCAUUAAUAUUGCAUGUGUACAUGCUGCAGGUCUAACAAACUCUGGUUAGGGUGUUAGGAAUAACAUUUGGAAACUGUGGAAGAGUCCUGAGGAGGCAGGUCGGGGCGUGCUCGCUGGAGACAUACUAAACCGACUGCAACAGAUGGCUGGAAGGUCUUCGUAAACUAUUCAGAGCGGAUUUCUUCAUCCAUUUUACACAAGCGAUUACAAAACAAGCCUCUUUGGUUUGCAGGAGCAAACAAGCUGAUGCCGAAGCAAUUCAAGUGUUGAAAAUGUUAAUAUGGUGUCUGCUGAUUCUGUGUAACACCAAGCUGUAUAAAUACUGAUUGACUCGAGGCCACGACAGAACUUUGUUUUGUUUUGUUUUUGUAGUUUUAAUUCUCCUCUUCAAUCAGAUUGAUUCGAAUGAAAUGAGAUGUGAAAUGAAUGAAAUGUAAAUGUGAUCUUCAGAAGGCGAAAGAAAAUAGCCACAAAGAAUUGUCGGUGAACCAUCAUAAAACACAGCUGACAAGAGGAAAGA
Cololabis saira (Pacific saury) is the source of this 1902-nucleotide messenger RNA. RefSeq lists its product as uncharacterized. The record is from RefSeq and is a predicted model, not a curated record. Lineage: Eukaryota; Metazoa; Chordata; Actinopteri; Beloniformes; Belonidae. The transcript is spliced from 3 exons. Bases 115 to 1341 code for a protein of 408 amino acids.